GACGCUUUAGAAAGAAGAAAAACAGAGAUUUAUUUAUUGGAAUCUUCGACGGAUUGCUUUUUUCAGACAUCAGUUUGAGAGGCUUUAGAAAGAAGAAAAACAGUUUGGGAUUUUGGACGGAUUGCUAAGGUAUGUCGUCAUCUAGAAAACUGAAGAUGAUGAGAAGAAGAGAGCUUCCUUUUGAAUUAGUGGUUGAAAUACUCGCUAGGGUUCCUGUUAAGGACUUAAUACGGUUUAGAUGCGUCUGCAAAACUUGGCGUUCGUUGUUCCAAGACGAGCGGUUUUAUAGACAGCACAUGACUCAUGCCCCAACGAGGAUUGUGUCGUUCCGUCUUUCGGAUAUUCUACUCGGUCGUUUUUCUUGUGAUAAUAGUGGCAACAAGGCUGAGAUGAUACUCCAAGCGAAUAAUAUCUUGAACGCUAGAGGUGAGAGAUUGGUUAUCGAUGCUUCUUUACUUGGUCACUGCCAUGGACUGUUUUGCUUUUGUUUUGAUAAUCGUAUUUUUGGUGUUUGGAACCCGUCACUGAGGGUAUUAAGAGAAAUACGCAAACCUGAUGUCCGUGAAUGGUCUGAGAUGGGUUUUGGGUAUGACCCCUCAAGUCAAGAUUAUAAGAUUGUAUUGCUUCUUAAGAAGCAAGGCAUCCACUCUGAAGCACUUGUGUUUUCCUUAAAGUCAGAGACUUUCAAAUUCUACCCAGGUCCGAGUAAUUGCGGUAAAGGAUUUCCUGAAGUUAUAGCGGGCGGGUUGAGAGGAGGCGGCCUAUGUACAGUAGGGGUUGACGCCCUGUCCGGUGGUUUAAUCGUUUGGUCUGCCCAACAUGACGACAAGAUUGGUGGUGGUAUCAAAUCUUGGAGCAAGAUUUGCAUUCUCUCGCCUGGCAUUCUUGAAAUCUCGACUAGUUGUCGUAUACAUCGCAUUUUUGUAGUGUCUGCGAUAACUUAUGCAGGAUUGCUACUAGUUUUAGUAAAUAUUGAUGGGAAAGAAUCAAUGAAAAGAGAGUCAAAACUGCUUGCGUACAACUUAGAGGAGAAAAGUUUGACAAAUGUUGAUACUAGUUUGUCCCUCUAUUCAUGUGGGCGUCUUCUGACGUAUGUUGAAACGCUUGUCCCUAUUCCUGGACGGUUGAAUCUUUAAAGGU
Brassica oleracea var. oleracea is the source of this 1140-nucleotide messenger RNA. Its product is annotated as F-box/kelch-repeat protein At3g23880-like. The coding region runs from base 132 to 1136 and encodes 334 amino acids. The transcript has 2 exons. The record is from RefSeq and is a predicted model, not a curated record. Gene Ontology annotation, molecular function: protein binding. Lineage: Eukaryota; Viridiplantae; Streptophyta; Magnoliopsida; Brassicales; Brassicaceae.